Messenger RNA from Elgaria multicarinata webbii, 613 nucleotides. It is a transcript of the gene NDUFS5, whose product is annotated as NADH:ubiquinone oxidoreductase subunit S5. The transcript has 3 exons. Lineage: Eukaryota; Metazoa; Chordata; Lepidosauria; Squamata; Anguidae. Bases 80 to 400 code for a protein of 106 amino acids. The record is from RefSeq and is a predicted model, not a curated record. Gene Ontology annotation, biological process: mitochondrial respiratory chain complex I assembly.
UGAUGGCCUGUCGUAAAAGCCCUGCAAGGACAGACGAGGAGGGAGCAGGCGUCGUCGCUACGGCAGCCAAGGAGGAGCCAUGCCACUUCUCGAUCUCCAAGACAAGCUGGGAAUUGACCUUGACAGAUGGUUUCUCAUCCAAAGUACCAAGCAGCCCCUAAAACUUGCCAGUGUGUGCCACGCUUUUGAAAAGGAGUGGCUGGAGUGUGCUGAUGGUAUCGGACUGACACGUGCGAAGCAGGAGUGCAAGCAGGAGAAGGAAGACCUUUUCGAAUGUAUGAACAUGCACAAAAUGAUGAAGCGCCUGGUGGCUAUCACUACACAGAGAAAGAAGCUGAUGAAGGAAGGGAAAUACACCCCACCUGACUACCACACUGGCAAACCAGAAACCACGCCUUGAACUACUGCUGUUGAUGACCCUGCAGGCAGCAGAGUAGGAAGCCAUUCACAGCCCCUCUGCAACACUUUGUUUUUUACAAGCUUUGUUUGUGGUUGGGGUAGAACCUAUUGGCUUUAACCAUUUUCCUCUAGCUUCCCAGCACUAGUUGCUUACGGGUAAAGUGAAGCUGGUGUCUGUCCCUGACUUGAAUAAAAUCCCCUCUUUGGGUCUUGA